Messenger RNA from Austrofundulus limnaeus, 1651 nucleotides. RefSeq names its product calcium channel, voltage-dependent, gamma subunit 1b (gene cacng1b). The record is from RefSeq and is a predicted model, not a curated record. Gene Ontology annotation, molecular function: voltage-gated calcium channel activity; calcium channel regulator activity. Bases 638 to 1324 code for a protein of 228 amino acids. Lineage: Eukaryota; Metazoa; Chordata; Actinopteri; Cyprinodontiformes; Rivulidae. The transcript has 4 exons. Gene Ontology annotation, cellular component: L-type voltage-gated calcium channel complex; membrane. Gene Ontology annotation, biological process: calcium ion transmembrane transport; regulation of calcium ion transmembrane transport via high voltage-gated calcium channel.
AGACAACAAAGCUGGAACAGGAUUGGACUGCAUGAGAGAAAGACGUGACAGAAAAAAGUUGAUGGAUUGAUAGAUUUUUAGCACUGAAGUGAAAAAUUGAACAGUGGUGUCAAAACUUGCUGGAUGUUUAGUUUGCAUCUUCUUUGAUGUUGUUGCUAUAACUGCAGUGGAACAUUUACAAUCAAUAACCUAGCGACCAUGCAGUCCUCAUCUAUCUCUGAUGAUCACACUGGUCAAGUAAUUGGAGUAAAAGGUGCAAACACAUCCAGGUACGUUCAUAGUUUAGCUGAAUGGCCUCAGCUUGCCAAAGACAAACAGUGAGGGAGUGGAAAAGAGGAGCGAGGAAGAAACUAGGGCGCUGUUAUCUGGCCCCUUUUUUUUUACCAACCACCAGGCACACGGCAGAGAAAGGAAACGAAAGAACCUUGGAGAGCAGGAGAGGCGAGAGGACAUCAGCCGUGUGCCGAACACGAAAAACGUCUGAAGUCCACAUCUGACGUCAAAGACCAAAGAAGGGGAACAACUUCAGUUGCAGUCUGCGCCAUCACUCACUCAGCACUUCUCACCCUCCUGCCACGCACAACAUGUGCACGCUCGUGCACACUUCUACAACCUACCACACACACUGAGCGGCAACAUGUUUGAGGAGCAGGUGACCAAAGUCAAGAUCAUAUCUGUGGUGAUUGUCAUUGGGAUGUCGGCCAUGCUGGCUGCAGUGGUGACUGACCACUGGGCUGUCCUCAGCCCCCGUGUAGAAAAGCUCAACGCCACAUGCGAGGCGGCCCACUUUGGCCUCUGGAGGCUUUGCAAGAAGACCAUCUUUAUAGUGAAAGAGGACCCUCAGGGCAAAGGAUGUGGCCCUAUCAGCUUACCUGGAGUAAGAAACUGCUCCUACUUCAAACACUUCACAUCGGGCGAGGAAGCCAAGGUUUUUGAAGUGAAGACCCAGAAAGAGUACAACAUCUCAGCAGCAGCCAUCGCCAUCUUCAGUCUGUUCUUCAUGAUCCUGGGCACUCUGUGUGUCAUCUUCUCCUUCGGGAAGGGCCGAGACUACUUGCUCCGGCCUGCUGGAAUGUUCUUUGCUUUUGCAGGUCUUUGCAUCAUCAUUGCUGUUGAGGUGAUGCGUCAGUCCGUCAAGCGAAUGAUCGACAGCGACGAGACCGUCUGGAUCGAUUACUACUACUCCUGGUCGUUUACCUGCGCCUGUGCAUCCUUCACCCUCCUCAUCCUCGGCGGAGCGGCUCUGCUCCUCAUCUCCAUGCCCCACAUGCCCCGGAACCCCUGGGAGACCUGCAUGGAUGCUGAGCCCGACACCUUGGAUUAGGACUUAGUAAGAAAACCUGUUAAAUGAAAAAAAAAAUCAGGAAAAUAUCUAUACAAUAAUAUUUAUAAUAAUAAUUUAAAAAGGAAAGAAUUUGGAUUAAUUAGAAAAAGAAUUGCAAUUCCUCUGAAAUUACCCUGUUUCAUUUUUUGUUGUGAAUAUUUUUUAUUUUAUGGAAAUUCAUCAAUUAAUUGUUAAUCACRCCUGCUGGUUUCAAGUUGGUGAAAGUAAAAUAAUAAACUUCUGCAUGAUCAGUUUUGAAAUAAUCUAACAUUGGCGUUUUCUUUAUAUCAUGUAUAUACUGACUAGAAAUAAAAUUUUUAGUUUUCA